Molecule: messenger RNA, 1052 nt
Organism: Closterium sp. Yama58-4
Lineage: Eukaryota; Viridiplantae; Streptophyta; Zygnematophyceae; Desmidiales; Closteriaceae
Source: the annotation of a GenBank genome assembly
AUGUUGCUUGUUAUGAGAGACAGGAAUGAGGCGGCUGAUGCUGUGGGGGAUUUGGCGGCAGUUAAAGGGGAGUUGGCGGCAGUCAAGAGGGAUCUGGCAGAAGCCAAUGUGGCGUUGGCUGAACACGGUAACUCGUUGGCAGGGAACACAGAGGAUUUGGCAGCAGUCAAGGGGGAGUUGGCAGCACUGAGGGGGGAGGUCGCUGAGAAGACCAGCCGUCUGCUCGAGCUUGAAGCUGCCCUGGAGGAAGCUUUGAUCGCCCUUGUGCGAGGCGAUUGGGGAAGCACACGAGCGUUGGAGCUCGUACCUUCUCUUGCUGCGGACUCCCUCCAGGCCGUGUCGUCGGCAUUCGGUGGGGAGACCAAACGACUUAUGAUCCUGGAUUUGACAGGUCUCUCGAACCUGUCAGACACGGCCCUUCGCGCUGUGUCCACAAUGACCCACCUGAAAAAACUAUGGUUAAAUAGGUCCUCAGGUUUCAGUGCAGAGGGUGUUAAGCACCUCUACAAGCUGCCAAAGCUGGAGGCGCUAGACCUCAGAAAAACGUCCGUGUCUGAUGGUGCAUUGGAAGGCAUAGGUGGAAUGAGUAGCCUUGAGUGGCUAGUUCUCGACAGCGCCAAUGUGACUGAUGCUGGGCUACUGCACCUCACUGGUCUUUCCUCUCUCAAGCUCCUUUCAAUCUUUGAUUGUAAGGGCGUCACGUCUGCUGCUAUGCAGCAUGUGGGGAGGCUGACAAGCCUUGACCGAUUGUGGGUGGAUGGGACUGAAGUGAAGGAUGAUGGGCUGCUGCAUUUGACUUCGCUGACCAAGCUGAAAAUUCUCUCUCUAGGAGAAGGGAUUACUGAUGCUGGCAUGGAGCACAUCGGGCAGCUGACUAGUCUGGAAGGCUUUCAGUUGUGGGGGAGUAAAGUUUGUCAUGAAAUUGCGCUCCUCAUGGUGGUGUGGUGCACACCGGCAAUUGUCAUGUGGAGGGGCAUUGCCAAAGAUGUGCGAGUUAUUCUUCUUGGUGAAUUCAGUGUGCGUUCCACACCGCAGCAGAAGAUGAGUCAAUG